This is a messenger RNA of Diaporthe citri, 4809 nucleotides long. RefSeq lists its product as uncharacterized. The transcript is spliced from 2 exons. NCBI's taxonomy places the organism in Eukaryota, Fungi, Ascomycota, Sordariomycetes, Diaporthales, Diaporthaceae. Gene Ontology annotation, molecular function: ubiquitin conjugating enzyme activity. The record is from RefSeq and is a predicted model, not a curated record. The coding region runs from base 1 to 4809 and encodes 1602 amino acids. Gene Ontology annotation, cellular component: nucleus. Gene Ontology annotation, biological process: protein polyubiquitination.
AUGGAUAAGCAGCGCUAUCUUGUCGUUAUUGUGCGUCCGCCGUCAGAAGUCGCAUUUGCGUCCCCUGGCAGGCGGGCGUCUCUUUUGGUACCUUUCAGCCCUCAAGCAAUCAUUUCGACGUUCAUCGAUGAACUUUGGAAGCGUCUUGCCCGACACGACGGGGCCAUUCCUCUGACCGCCGAGACUCACAACGUCUCCCUCCACCUCGAGCACGAAAAUGGCCCUGCCAUUGAUGCUGAGGAUCUUCUGUCCGAUGUCAUCGUUGACUGUCAAAAGGAGAAGAUUUACGCCGUGUUCUCAAGGAAGCGAAACAGUGCAUCUCAAAUCCAAAGUCCUCGAGUACACAUUCAAUCUUCUACGAUGCUCCCUGGCCUCGCCUCACUUGCUAAUGUUGUUCUUCUGCAGGUAGCCCCAACCUUCAUUCAGACGAGUGAUCGUGAGGAGGGCAGCCUCUCUUUCCGCAUCGUUACCCCAUCGACGGCCGAAGACCGAGACUCAUGUCCCAUCCUGAACGUACCGAUAUCCGCCACUGUCCGCCAGUUACAUCUCUGCAUAGCGAACGCCAUCGGUUGCACAUCUCUACCUCAAGAGAAUGUGGAAGCUUGCGAGUGUAACUGCACCUUGGCCAGGGCCCUGGCUUCGGGACCUUCUGACCCAAGUCAUUUCCUGGUCAUCCACGGCAAGAGUGACGUAGUGAAGUUGCCGCUCGAGGCUGCUACAGUGGGUUCCCUGCAGCAAGCACUCUUCUCCAGAUUUGGCCAGGAUCUUGAGACCAGGAAGAAAAUCACUUACAAUGGCGCAACGCAAGAUCCAGACGACAGCAGGAAUUACACCAAGACGCCCGUUGUCUCAAUCUGCUCCAAGCAACGCCACGUACCAAUUCACGCACGGGUUGACCUCGACGGUAGCGAUAGAAUAAGACCACAGGUACUCGACCUCCACACAUCUGAACUGCCCAUCCAUCCUGCAUGCUUUGAAUCUAGUAUUGAGGCGCUGGGUCUCAGUGCUGUUGCAGUUGAUGGCAUCGUGGAUAUUUUCGCGGUUCUUCGCACCUCUUCUGCCGAGCCCCCUCUCCUGAGAGGGAAGUCUGCCAUAUUUCGGGACUUGGCUCAUUGGGAACCGUCCACUGCCCAGUCUGAUCGAGGUAUGGCAAUGUUCCUGUCUACUCUACGCGUCUUCGCCUCUGUACUGCAGGAUAUGCAGAGCGAAGAAAGUGCCCAAGAUGCCGUGUAUUGGGCCUUUGACGAGCUUACUCGGUUCCCCCCGGCACUUCGUUGCCUGCACAUGCUCGUGAGCGGUCAGACGCCGACAGUCUUUGACUGCGCUGCAAUGAGUCAGUCAUUGUUCGAGGUUCUGAAGACCUACGUGGAGAUGGAUGCAAUUACCCAAGAUCCAGCCCGCCUCUUCGAAGGCUCGCGGCUUGCUUUUGGGUACAUUUUGCAGUCAGCCAAAUCACUUCGCAGAAUGAUGGACGCCAGUGUAUCCGACGGUGAAGACGUGGCGAAUGAGCUGCGUUACACAUUGGCAUUUCAUACUUAUGACAUUCGUGAUCACAAGACUCAUGAGCCGGUCCGUCAGGCCCUCCAGACGUCAAAUGGUUUGGUUGAAGCGAAGCUGUUUAACUCUUUUCAGGAUGAAGGAGUUUUGGCCGCAACCCACUUGCAGUCAUUUCUUGUCGAGGUUGAAAUUGACCCAAGAUUGAGUCGCUUUGCUUUACAAAGCGGUGGCAUCUGUCCCGAGGUAACCGUCUUGUCCUUGAGUGGACUCAGGGACGGCUACGGAUCACGAGCGAAUACUCCCCAUUGCGCUCUUGAUCUUGACCCACUCUGCGACUUAUUACACCUGGCCGAUAUGUGUGGCCGAAACGGCCUCGCUGUGCAUGGGCCCAGUCAACUGACGUCUGCAGCCGAACCAUGUCUUACAUUCGAUCGCAAUGCACACUUGGCAGUCUACACUGGUGAGCAACCAUGUGGCCGGCCGGGUCAUUCCUCCAUUAUUUUCCGACCACAGUAUGGCGAAGAGACAAUCGACCCUUCGGUCAUUGAACAACUCAUCGCACCUAUUAUCAAGACAUACGAGCAAGAGGGAUCCACGGUUUUCGAUGCUUUUGGGGGCGCGGAAGUGAGAAGAUUGCAAGAUCCAGAUGAGAUCAUCAUGUUCUGCGUCGAUUCCAGUGCCAGCAUGCUCGGGGCCACGGAUUUUCGCGAGGUGAAUCAAGAGAGAAUCGACCUUGGCGAACAAAUUCCUGCAGAGGACGAACGUCACAACGCGCUGUCUUUGGAAGAGAGCAAAGUCCGCCUUGUGGCCUACGAGAGCUUUGGAGACAUGAUUGCCAUUAUUGCUAUGGCUUCCGUUCAACUCAAGGAUUGGAUGACGAAAAAGGUUUUAGCCCUCCUCGUAUCUCUCUUAUCUUCCGAGAUCAACAAGAAAUCCGAAGCCUUGGACAAGGAGCGAGGAUCUGCACCUGGGCCCGUCUGGCGUGCGCGAAUAGAUAGCUUGGAGUCUGAUCUGCAAGCGCUAAAGGCCUUCCGUGCUGGUCUGAAGAUCAACGAGGAAGCCCUGACUCAAUUUUUGAGGUUUCGGGCGAGUUGUGUAAACCCAGAUGCUGUCGAGCGGUGGACGUGGUCUGUCGGUGACCCAGUUCCUGCAGUUCCCGGAGCAGCGAUGAUUCCAAUGUUGCCCUACGACGUCACCGAGGUCCCGAGCCACCUCAGAUGUCCAAUUUCCCACAAUUUGAUGGAAGAUGCGGUGGAGGCCUCUGACGGUCAGACUUACUCUCGCAGCGCAAUUCAACAGUGGUUCGCCAUACGCAAGACGUCACCGCUGCACGGUGCGCCACUUGACGACCUCUCACUCACUGUGAGGCCGGACAUUCGAGGCGAAGUGGUCUCCUGGGUUUCUGGCACUGCUGCUUCCGACACUUCCGACGUCGUCACCGUGACCUUUGACAGUCGAGUUGGCUCGUUCACGAGAACUAUUGCUCGUACGACAAGCUCGAGAGAUCUUUACAGACUUGCAUACCGUGGGCUUCACGCGAAGUUUGAAGCAUUUCAACUUUCAGUUCUUGGGAUGGGUACGCUCUCAACGAGCAUGGGCAUCGCCGUGUCAUCCAUAGGGCUGAACGAUUCCGACCACAUCACGGUUAGAAUACCAGAAGAUUCAGAUACCUUGCGGGUAGGAGCGGGGGGAUCUUGUAACGAAACUUCGGAGAUGUGCCUAGUGAAGGUCUUCAGGAGCAAUCUAGAACAGCUCUUCGGAUUCUGGGUUCCUAGAGAUACCACUGAUUCGCUCGCUACGCUCAUUUGGAAGUACUGGCGACACCGGCUGCGCACAAAAGGCCAUACGGAGCCCCGGAUGAAAGAAAUCCAAACAAACAUUACGGAGAGCGGUGAUGGUUGGGUCCAUGUCCAAUAUCGAGAUGCAACUGAAAAACUGGCAGUGUACCUCACACAAGGCCACUGCACUGGACAGCUAGAGCCCGAAGACGCCUGUACGGGGAGUACAAGUAUUCUUGGAUCGCAGUCCAGCCACAAAGUUCUCAAGGUCAUGAUCGGUGAACCUCGGCGGGACUCCUGGAAGCACAGGAUCACACGUCUCGACGUUCUGAAGCAAAUGUUUGAGGCCCUCAUCAAUCGGAUGUUGGCAUACGACUACAAGAACCAUGUCGGACUUGUCAAGUUCUCGAGCCAUGCCCAAGUCGUAAUGCCGAUCUCGCAUGUCUUGGAGAACUUCAGACGAGCUACCAACGAGCUGAAAGCUGACGGUGACACGGCUUUGUGGGAUGCCCUAGCUCUUGCUGGGGAUCAGAUAGAGCAAUACGCGUCCCGAUUCCCCAACGCAAAGAAGCGCAUUGUUGUCAUUUCCGACGGAAGGGAUACCAAGUCGAUCACAAAUACAAGUCACAGCAUCACCUCCAACCUUCUUCGGAAAGGAAUCUCAGCUGACAGUGUAUCUCUUGGUGACGAGGACAACACAGACCUGCGCACACUGUCGUACCUGCUUGGUUCAUAUCGAUUCCAUCCGCCGUCAUUGACUAAUGCGCUUGCGAUCUGCGAGAUGGAGCCUUUCCUGUCUCUUUCUCAAAGACCACCAAUUGUAUUCCCUCGGCAUAACCUGGCCUACUCGCCUGACUUUGAAACUCAGUUUCAUAUGUCGAGACUACACGCAACAGCAACGCUGGUCACGGGUGACACAGUGCCGCCGAUCAGGGAGCAUCCAAAUAUGGAAGACGACUUUGUGCAGUUGAAUGCUCUCGCCUCACGUGGCAAUGCUACCUCUACGGGAGCCGGUGCACCAGCAGGCAACAGCAUGGGUCGCUCGAGGCUGCGCGUGCCACGCCUGAUGAAUGAGAUUCGCACAGUUGCAGCCCGUGGGGUCCACGCCAAAUACGACGUCUACAUCAGCACAGCUGAUGUUUCCUUCUGGAAGAUCGUCGUGGAAGGGCCGGAUGAUAGCCCGUACUCGGACGGAGCAUUCCUGUUAUAUCUCCACGCAGACGACGAGUACCCAAGGCUGGCGCCCAGGGCACGGUUUGUGACGAAGAUCAAGCACCCCAACGUCAACGCCCACGGCAGAAUAUGCCACAGCAUCUUCGACCGCGACUGGACCAGCGAUACGAGCAUGGGUAUCGUCAUUGACACCAUUUACGGACUACUGUACCAGCCUGAGCACAGUGAUCCCGUCAACACGACGACCACGUUGAGAUUCUUCCGCGACCCAGUCGAGUUUGCUGAGGAAGCUCGGGAGCACACUCGGAAGCACGCUUCGAAGACGCGUGAGGAGUGGAAGGCUGAGAUUUUGGGCGAGUGA